AUGUGUAUUGGCGCGGCAUACAUACUCACCAUUACGGGUGUCUUCCUUCAAUAUUAUUCCCCUGGAGAUCUCCCCAUGCUGUUGGGAGGCAAGAUAUUGACUGGAAUUCCCCUGGGUAUCUUUGUCAUGGUUGCACCAGUCUACUGCUCCGAAGUAGCACCAGCACGAUUGCGUGGACCCAUGAUCGCUGCUGCGAACUGGAGUCAAGUAAUUGGCAAACUUAUUGGCUAUGGUGUGAUGCGAGAGACACGAGCUGUCGACAGCAAUAUGUCCUAUCGCAUCAUGUUCGCAGUGCAUUGGGGUUUCGCAGUGGUUGGUCUGGUUGUUCUUCGCUUUCUGCCUGAGUCUCCAUACAUGAUGCUUACUCAAUCCAAUAUUUCGGCGGCUAAAAGAGCAUUUCUAGACUCUGCGCAGGCAUAG
Exophiala aquamarina CBS 119918 is the source of this 420-nucleotide messenger RNA. RefSeq lists its product as uncharacterized. Gene Ontology annotation, cellular component: membrane. Bases 1 to 420 code for a protein of 139 amino acids. Gene Ontology annotation, biological process: carbohydrate transport; transmembrane transport. Gene Ontology annotation, molecular function: carbohydrate:proton symporter activity. NCBI's taxonomy places the organism in Eukaryota, Fungi, Ascomycota, Eurotiomycetes, Chaetothyriales, Herpotrichiellaceae. The record is from RefSeq and is a predicted model, not a curated record. The transcript has a single exon.